Molecule: messenger RNA, 762 nt
Organism: Chaetomium globosum CBS 148.51
Lineage: Eukaryota; Fungi; Ascomycota; Sordariomycetes; Sordariales; Chaetomiaceae
Exons: 4
Coding region: 1-762 (253 amino acids)
Molecular function (GO): hydrolase activity
Source: RefSeq, a predicted model, not a curated record
AUGUCGACUAUGCCUGCGAGUCACGGCCACAACGAGGCCUGCUGCAACAUCCCUCCCGUGGUGACCACCGGAUACGAACCCAAGGGCUCGUACAAGGAGUACGACGGGCUGAAAACAUACGCAACCGGCCCUGCCGACGCCACCAAGGGAAUUAUUGUCAUCUACGACAUCUUUGGCUACUUCGACCAGACCGUCCAAGGCGCCGAUAUCCUCGCGACGAGCGAUUCCCAGAAGUACCAGGUGUUCAUCCCAGACUGGUUCAAAGGGGAGCCGUGCCCCAUUGAGUGGUACCCGCCCAACACUCCCGAGAAACAAAAGGACUUGGGUGCCUUCUUCGGCAAGAACCCUCCCACAGGUGUAGCCCAAGCCCUACCCGGCUUUGUCGACACCCUCAACGCCAAGCACCCCGAGAUCAAGUCGUGGGGUAUCCUUCGGGUCAAAAUCGUCUCCCUCGUCACAUCCAGCGCCUCAAACCCCUUCUCCGCCGCCGCCGAAUGCCACCCGGCGAUGGUAGACCCCAAGGAGGCCGAAUCCAUCAAGGUACCGCUGAUCCUGCUGGCGUCCGGGGAGGAGCCGGCCGACAAGGUACAACAGUUCGAGGCGAACCUGAAGGGUGCCGCUGCCAAGCACGUCGAGACGUUCCAGGACCAGAUCCACGGCUGGAUGGCGGCACGCGCCGACCUAUCUAAUGACCGCGUCAAAGAGGAGUAUGCCCGCGGGUACAAGACGGUGUUGGACUUCUUUGGGAAGAAUUGGUCGUGA